Musa acuminata AAA Group (dessert banana) is the source of this 1158-nucleotide messenger RNA. RefSeq lists its product as uncharacterized. Gene Ontology annotation, molecular function: protein binding. The record is from RefSeq and is a predicted model, not a curated record. The transcript has a single exon. NCBI's taxonomy places the organism in Eukaryota, Viridiplantae, Streptophyta, Magnoliopsida, Zingiberales, Musaceae. Bases 1 to 1158 code for a protein of 385 amino acids.
AUGGCUAGCGAUCGUGAUGAUGUUAUUGUGGCAAUGAUCCCCAGUGAUGUUGUCGACUAUAAAAUCCUCCCACGACUCCCCUACAAGUCUCUCUCUAGAUUCAAGUGUAUCUGCAAGAAGUGGCAUCACCUCAUCUCGCACGACGUCAUAUUUGCGCAUGAGCAGUCGCGCCAUGGGUCUCCCAUCUCCUUCGGCAGCGUUUACCAAUACAAACAUAGCAUCAACUUCAUCCCCAUCGACAUCCCCGGGGAGCUCAACGUACGCAUCACCAGCUCAUCCUUUUUCCCCCUUCCCAAUGGCACAGAGCGCAUAAGGAUUACUGCCGCUGUCAAUGGCCUCCUCUUGCUAUUCGUGCAAAGAAAAAGAGAUGAGCAAAAUGAUAGUAUGUGCUCUACUAAAUAUCACGACGCGAUUUACGAAUUCCAUUACGUGUGGAAUUUUGUAACGAAAGAAGGCCACAUCAUCCCCGAAGAUGAUUAUCGUGGUUGGUUUGUUGGACUUGCUUUUGAUCCUUCGAUCACUCCAGCUUGUUAUCGACUAGUAAAUCUUGUACAACAACGAAAAGGGCUCCAAGAAGAGUUCUCCUUUGAGAUUUACUCCUCUCGCACUAGGAAGUGGACUAUGUCUAAUCACAAGAUUAUGAUCCCUCAAGGCAAAAGAAUAUCGUGGGAUAUUUUUUGUGCAGGACGAAUCAUAUAUUGGAAUUGCAAUCCCUAUGCACUGUGGUUUGACGUGGAUGAGGAUGUCGCAGGUUACACACUGCUUCCACAGGCUGAAAAUUCGGUGUCCCAACAUGCGCUUGGGGUGACAGAUGAUGGAGUUUUAACGAGCACUCGAUUCUCGCAAAAUGAUACAUUAACAAUAUGGAUGAUGAGCAAGGAUGGAGACUGGAUCAAGAAAUUUUACUCGGAGAACAUACCCACAGUAUCAUCCGAAUUCAAACUAUUUGAACCCCUCCCAUUCACAGGUGGAGAUAGGAUUUAUAUGGAGAUGUUAUCGAAUUCUCUACGGAAAAGAAUAUUGGUUUGCUAUAAUAUGAACACCCAAGAGAUGACAACGAUCGGUGAGAUGAAGGGUCAUUGGCCACCGUCUAGAUGCCUAUACAUAGAUUACAAUCGAAUUGCUAGAUUAGGUAGCCUUGGCAUCACAGAAUCUUGA